Molecule: messenger RNA, 3780 nt
Organism: Acromyrmex echinatior (Panamanian leafcutter ant)
Lineage: Eukaryota; Metazoa; Arthropoda; Insecta; Hymenoptera; Formicidae
Product: DDB1- and CUL4-associated factor 11
Biological process (GO): proteasome-mediated ubiquitin-dependent protein catabolic process
Cellular component (GO): Cul4-RING E3 ubiquitin ligase complex
Molecular function (GO): protein binding
Source: RefSeq, a predicted model, not a curated record
AGAGAACAGGAAGAGGAUAAGAAUUUCAAUUGAAAAUCGUAUUCCACAGUGCAUCGUUUCUGAUUGGUUCAAAUUCUUAUUUCCUGUGUUCCCCGUUCCUUCACAGUUCCUUUGAUUGUGUAGAGCUCCCGAGCGAGUUUAUUCCGCAUAGUAUAUCAAAGAAUGCAUUCUGUUUCACGUAUAAUCCUCAUGAUGUAUUAUUUUAUCCUUGUUGUUCACACAGAAUAUUACCCUGCAAACGCAAUAGAGCAGUAAGCUUUAAGGGGAUCCUAAAGUGAAUCCCAGGUAGCAAGCUAUGUCAUUUUGUCGUUAUUUUGUCGUUAGCUUGCUACUAGGGAUUUGUUUUUAUCACAUUUUUCCAACUGUCUUUACAGAUUAAAAAAUCUUUUUCCAUAAUUAAAGUAUAAACGAUAAUGUAGUUUAAACCGGUCAACUUUAUGCCAAAAACGAAAAAAGGUGGAAAAUUAUAAUUUUUGUUACUGACUUUUAACAUCGACUCGUAAUGUUUGAUUUACAUACGAGUUUUAUAUUUCGUAAAUAUAAAUUAUAAAAUAAUCUUGGUUUGGACUAGAGAUUACAUAAACAAUCAAUGUUGAGAGUUACUUAGAAUUAGAUUUAGAUGCUUAAUACGAAAGAUUAGUUAGUUAGAAAAUUUGUACGUAUGUAUGAGUGCGAUAUUGAUGUAAUAAUAUAUAAAGAUAUGUCGAUGUGUUGCAUUUUAUCGGUAAAACAAUGAUUUCAUCAGAAUUCGGACUUCACUUUAGGAUUCCCUUAAAUCUCAAGGAAAUUGGCCGAUUAUAGCUGAUUAUUCUUCUUAUAUUCGACUGAUCAAUUUCGAUUGAUCAAUUUCUUAAGGCUUAAGGCUUACUCUAUUAUGUUUGCGGAAUAAAGAGGGAUGAAAUGGUACAUUAAGCAGCAUCUACAAUGGGAUUUUAAGAUGUGAAACUUAAGCGUAAGUCUUUUAAGCUGUAAAAAGUUGACUAAUCAUAGUCGUUUAUUCUCCUCACACACGAUUAUAAUUGGUAAAUUUCUUACUGUUUAAAAUUUACGCUUAAAAUCUCAUUAUGGAGAAUAUUCACUGUACUAUAUGUGUGAAACACAACGCAAGUGGAUGGACUGUGCCAUUAAAUAUCAGAUUACCGACUCUGCAAGGUUUGAAAACAUAACUCGAAUACCUUCGAAUAUCAUAUUAAAUAUCUUAUUUAAUAUUCGGUGAACAACAGGGAUAAAAUAGGGCUACGUUCGCUUUGGCGCUCAUGUUACUUGUGAGCAUCAAUUGUCUUUGUUUAAUAUUUAAUAAGCAACAAAGAUGACGCUUAAAGCGAACACAGUCAAAAAGUUUGUUCGCGUCGCAUACUCCAACAUGCUCCAACAUGUUUCUACCAUAGUUCCAUAGUUUCUUCACUCUAACGAGCGCAUUUGAGUGAAUAGGAACUAUGAUUGGACGAAGUAGGAGCAUGUUUAAGCAUGGGAACAAACCUAAAAAGUAAAAUGUACUCGAAGACACGGCACGCGGUCAAUGUUUUCAAACAUAGCUUAUAUCAACAAUUCCAAAGCCUGCGGUACACGAUGCUUGUCUCCCUGCUGGAUUAGAAUCUUGCACCGUAUUGGCUGUCAGUGCCAGCAUCACAGCCAAUACGGUGCAAGAUUCUAAUCCAGCGGGGAAAGCAUCGUGUGUCGCAGGCCUAAUUACCGAGAGAUGGCAGUCAGUCCGCGAAGUGAUAAUAGUCUGAUACAGGCUUUAAGAAGUUUACAGCACUACCACUGUAUUGUGUGUAUCGGAUGCAUGUGUAUUGUGUAUAUCAUAUUAUUUCAAUAAGUGAUAUAUUUUUCAAGUUAGGAUGAAUCUCCCUCGUAUGACUAUCGCAUAUCAGCAAUUUUGUUUUCCUGCAAUGCAUUGCUUCGUGAGCAUACAUAACAAUUCCAUUAUAGAUAUAUCUGAUGAAUCGGAGGAUGAAUUGGCACGAAUUCGCGCACGAGCGAGGUUUCCAGAUACAACCAGAUUAGAGUAUGAUGCUUUUCAGAAAAACGACAUAAUCAGUGUCACCAAAAAUGCCUCAGGGGUCACUGACGAGAAGAACACGUCUAUAAUACCAAUAAUACAGAAGAGGGCCCUCAAACCAAAUGGUUUUAGUGUUAAAGAAAAACGUAGAAUAGCCAAUAAUCUUUUGCCGAAUAAGCCAGAGGCCUUACAUGACUUCGGUUCGAAAGUAUUCUGUGGUUUAUAUUCCAAGGAUGGAGAGUUCUUCGUCACUGCCACUCAAGAUAAAUGGAUGUAUAUAUAUCGGACGAACAAUGGUAAUUUUACCUUGUACAAUCAGAUGUUAGCGCAUGAUGUUGGAUGGAGUGUUCUGGAUGUAGCGUUUAGUCCGGACGGACAACAUUUUGCAUAUUCGAGCUGGGCGGAUUGUUUAUAUCAAUGUCAUAUAUCCGAUGAUUCGAUAGAAACACUACCUCUACAUCCAGGUGUACGACGAUUUUGCGUCUUUUCUUUAGCCUUUUCAAACAACGGCGAAGAAAUUCUUGGUGGCGCCAAUGAUCGAUGUCUCUACAUAUACAGUCUAUAUUGCCAACGUCGAUUCGAGCGAUUCAUAGGUCAUGAAGAAGAUGUAAACUGUGUUGGCUAUGCAGACAAUAGUUCACAAAUCUUCUAUAGUGGUGGUGACGAUGGAUUAUGCAAGGUAUGGGAUAGGAGAUUGGUAAACGUAUCUAAUCCAUCUCCAGUUGGAGUAUUGGCUGGUCAUAGAGACGGGAUUACAUACAUCGAUUCACGUGGCGACACACGGUAUCUUAUAACCAAUUCUAAAGACCAAUGCAUCAAGUUAUGGGAUACGCGCGUGUUCUCUUCUUGUAAAGCCCAGCAAAAUGCUCGCCAGCUUAUAGAGCGUCAAGAUUGGGACUAUCGAUGGCAGCCUGUACCUCAACGAUUAUGGGAUCGAGGUUUCUUAGACGGUGAUACUAGUAUCAUGACGUAUUAUGGUCAUUCGGUUCGUAAGACUUUGAUACGUUGUCGUUUUUCGCCGCCGAACAAUACUGGUCAAAGAUACAUUUACACGGGAGAUUCAACAGGACGGCUCAUUAUAUAUGAUCUUCUAACUGGAAAGAUAGUACACAAGGCAAAAGGUCACUUAGGCUGCGUGCGUGAUGUCAGCUGGCAUCCCUUUGAUCACAACUUUAUUACCUCAUCUUGGGAUGGUAAAAUAUGCAAAUGGAAAUAUUGUGAAGACUACAAUGCGAAUGAAUAUGAGCCACCUUUGCUACGACGGAGUGAGAGAAUAGCUGCAAGAAGAAGGGCGCAUGUUUUGAUAUGAGAUUUUCUAUUUUUCAGUUUUCUUUUUCUUUUUUUUUUUUUAAGCAAAUCUAAUGUUCACGAUUGCUUAGAAAGAAAGGAGAAUGAAGAAAACGCUAUCGAAAAUGAUCUUCUCUAGAUGUCCAUUUUUGACGCGAUUCUCUCUUAGGAACGCAAAUAGACAUUAUACAAGACUGAUUGAUGAACGCGAUUUUUCUAUUUGUCUCUGUCCAUGCUCGCAUAUUUCGCGGAAUUCUGGCUGCGAUUGUUUUCUUCGCAUUGACACAGAGUGAGAAUUACCAUUCGAUCUAUUUCAAAUUGAUUUGACACAAAUAAUCCAUUUAUGCGACACAGAGAGCUCUUCCUCCUUUCUUCUUCACGUUGUAAGCAUUUUAUGUCGCGAACAAUCUAGAUUUAGCCGUCUAGAUUUUAUGGAAUCUUUGAUAAGUCAUAUCUUAUCUCUUAUUAAAUGUAACUUUCAUUGAUUGCGA